CCGGUCCAGCAGGUGGCAGCCUCAGGCUCUCGCUCCUCUCACAGUGACUCGUUGACCCGGAACAGACGCGUGUUGUUUUCCUGCGGACCGGGGGACGGAGCCCUGGACCGGGAUGUCUCUGACAGAAGCCCCGCCGCGCUGCGGGCUGCGGGCCCUGACGGUGUCGGUGUCGGAGCAGCUGACCCGGGUCGGGGAGGAGAUCUUGGUGCUGCUGGAGAAGCGCGGCGGCUCCGGAGGCCGCCUGCUGCGGCCGCUGCGGCUGCUGAUCACCGAGCGGCUGACGGCGGCGGCCGGGCAGAUCGUCGGGCUGCUGGAGCGGGAGGUGGAGGAGUACCGGCGGCAGCUGGAGCGGCAGAGCCGGCUGCUGGAGGCGGUGCUGAGCCCGGUGGUCCGACUGAACCGGACAGAUUCCCUGAGCUCGUCCACCUGCAGGACGACCAGCGCCGACGGAAACCUCCUGCUGUCUGAGGCCGACCCAGACCGCCUCCCCACAGCCCCGCCCAGUUCCGCCUCCUCAGACGUCUCUGCAGCUGAGAGCGAGGACACCGACGAGGACUGGAGAGGAAGCGACAGCUCCGCCACUAACAAAGAAACAAGCGGGACGAGGACGGAUGGAAGACGGAGCUCUGGUGGUCGGAGACGGGAGGCGGCGCCAUCGGACCGGCCCGCUCAUCGCUGCGUCAUCUGUGGAAAAACUUUCCGGCAUAAAGGGAAUCUGGUGAAACACGUGGAAACACACUCAGACAACCCAGAGUGUCUCUGCGGAGUCUGUGGCGAACACUUCAAGUCUUCAGACGGUUUGUUCGACCAUCUCAGAUCUCACAGAGAAACUGACAGCGGCGGCGGGACAUGUGAGAUUUGCGGGAAGACGUUUCAGAACAUGGAGACACACAUGAGGAGUCACACCGGAGUCAAACCGUACAGAUGCGACGUCUGCGGCAAGAGCUUCCCCCGACCCGGAGCACUGAGGAGACACAAGAAGAUCCACAGCAGGAGGACGCCUGACGUCUGCCCGAUCUGUGGACUGACCUUCACCCAAAACCAGCUGCUCCAGGAUCACCUAAAGACCCACGAAGAAGACGACGGUGACCAGAGCGAGGACGAGGACGGUCAGUCAGAGACACUGAAACCAAAGAAAGAUCGGAGGCAGAGCUCUGGACUGAAGUCAUCUCAGUUCUCCUCGCUGUGCUGCAGAGUCUGCGGUGAUUCCUUCCACAGCCGAGGGUUCUUGAGGAAACACGCUGAGACGCACUGCAGGGAGUCUCAGAGCGUCUGUGGCGUCUGUGGACAGCAGCUAGACUCACCUGACGCUCUGCUGACUCACCUGCAGUCUCACCGGGAGACCAGCGGCACCUGCAGCAUCUGCGGUAAGAGUUUCCAGAACAUGGAGACUCACAUGCGAAGCCACACGGGGAUCAAACCGUACCGCUGUGGCGUCUGCAACAAACGUUUCCCCCGACCCGGAGCGCUGAGGCGCCACAAGAAGAUCCACGGUGGGGAGCGACCGUACGCCUGCCAGCACUGCGGGAAGACGUUCAUCGAAAGCAGCGCCUUAAAGACUCACAGCAGGAGCCACUCAUGGGAGAUCCACGACGAUGAGGAUGCCGAGCCUCCGCCGGACUCUCAGAGCCUGAAGUCUGAGACGGAGAUCAGGCCAACUGUCAGAGAGAACGCCAAGGUGUCGACUCAGACGUCUCACAGCUGUCAAGUCUGCGGGGAGGCUUUUCAGAGUAAAGGUAGUUUGAGGAAACACGCUAAGAGUCACUCAGCAGAGUCUGUGUGCGGCGUCUGCGGUGAAAGUGUACUGCCACCAGAGACCCUGACGGACCACCUGCAGGGUCACAGAGACGCCGGCAAAAUCUGUCACAUCUGCGGUAAAACCUACCAGAACAUCGAGACUCACAUGCGGAGUCACACCGGCAUCAAACCGUACUGCUGCGGCGUCUGCGGUAAAUCCUUCCCGCGGCCUGGUGCCCUGCGGCGCCACAAGAGGAUCCACAGCGGGGAGCGACCGUACAUCUGCGAGUUCUGCGGGAAGACGUUCAUCGACAACGGAGCUCUGACGACGCACAUCAGGAACCACACUGGAGACAAACCAGCCCACCGGGUCUCCUGUGAGACCUGCGGGAAGAGCCUGGCGUCAGUCCACGUCCUGGAGGUCCACAAGAGGAUCCACACAGGCGAGAAGCCGUUUCAGUGCCGCGUCUGCGGGAAGACCUUCAGGCAGGUGGGAGGGCUAAACGCCCAUAUGCUAACCCACACCGGGGAAAAGCCGUUCAGCUGCAGCCUCUGCAACAAGAGCUUCAGCACCAAAGGAUACCUGGAGACCCACAUCCGCUUCCACAAGAAGGAGCGAGCGUUCAGCUGCCACCUGUGCUGGAAGGCCUUCGUCACCAAGAACGACCUGAAGAAACACCUGCUGACGCACACCGGCGAGAAACCCUACAGCUGCAGGGUCUGCGGGAAGAGCUACCAGGAGAAACGCUCCAGAGACGUCCACAUGAAGGUCCACCUGGACGUCCGGAUCAGCAAAGAACCAAUCAGGAGGCAGGACGGUCUGCAGCCAGACUUCAUACAGCUGUAGAGUUCACACAGACCGGGUUCAUAUUUACAAACUGACGGACCACCAGCGGGGUCAUCAGCAGACACAAAACUCUUUGUCUUUGGACCCAGAAUCACCAAAAAUUUUAUAAAUUAUCCUCUAAAGUUCAAAUAUGUUUCACAAAAAUCUAACUUUUUUAUUUUUCAAUUUUAAAAAAUGUACAAACUGUAUUUUCAGACGUUUGUUUCAGCACGUAGAUUCAUUUUGUCGUUUUAGAGCACGGCCGAGUAUAUUUCAGGAUUUUAAAAUCCAAUAUUUUGGCCGAUAUACUUAUUCGACUGACCUCCAAACACGUGUUG
Molecule: messenger RNA, 2901 nt
Organism: Micropterus salmoides (largemouth bass)
Lineage: Eukaryota; Metazoa; Chordata; Actinopteri; Centrarchiformes; Centrarchidae
Product: zinc finger protein 2-like
Exons: 2
Coding region: 113-2584 (823 amino acids)
Biological process (GO): regulation of transcription by RNA polymerase II
Cellular component (GO): nucleus
Molecular function (GO): RNA polymerase II cis-regulatory region sequence-specific DNA binding; DNA-binding transcription factor activity
Source: RefSeq, a predicted model, not a curated record